AUGCGUCGGUCGCUUACCUGUUCGGCAGGGCCAUAUCUGGAUCAUAUCAAGGCAUUGUGCGGGUCCAAUCCUGGUCUGAAGACCCGUGAUCCCGCAAACAAGGAGUCACAGAUGCGAGAUGGCAAUGCCAAAGUCGUCUUAUUGGAAUCCCCACCUACGAAACAGCCUGAAUUUAGUAGAACCGAUUUCAAAAGCGUCACUGAACUGAGGAGACAUUUUGAAGAAAAUAAAGAUUCCCAUGCUCAAAGAAGAGUGUACAUCAUGGAAGGGUUAGCGAGAGACUAUAUCGCCGCCAUGGGUGACCAUUUCUUCAUGGACCCUUCCUUCUUUGUGCGGCAAGAACGCACUUGCCCUUGGUCAAAUGACUUUACGCCGACCAGCGACGCUUUGCCUCCCCCAAGUUCUCUCAAUCCGGAAAAGACGUUCCUUCUCCAGUAUUGUGAGCUGCGUCAGUUCCAAGCGUCUCUUCCAAAUGCGCCUUUCUUUUGUAAUGAGACGGGUCGCCAUGUUGGCAUGACUGCGGCUAGGACGAAGAACGAUACUACGGUGGCUAUCUUGCGGCGCAAAGUGUCAUGGUGGUGCCGUACGACGGAAGGAGGUGGAUGGGAUGUUGUCAUACUGUGUGACCCUCAACUCCGUGAUCUUCGCCCAGAGCCUAAACGUGGGAGGAUCAGCAAUGUCCCGUUCCAGGGCGGUUAUCUUGAUUUCGUACCCCCACCUCCUCAUGAUCGAGCAGCCUCGGCGCCGAAGCAUCAACAUUGUUCGAUGUUAGAGGAUUUGUGUCACUACCUCACAAAUCAUUCUUCUCUCCUCACAGACGAAGAAGAUAGUGGUCAAGACGAAUGGCGUCUUCCUCAAACCUCCUCAUUCUUCGUAAAGAAGAUUGUCGCAGCGCAUUAUCUGCAAUUGAUCGAUUACAUCAAAGCGAUGCUCCCUUCCCUCGAACUGCGUCUCACCACGGCCUGGUUAGAGGAGCAAGGGCAAUGGAAGAGUCUUCAGACCAUCAGCCGCCGCUGCGGAAACUACCAUGAUGAUGUUGAAGAUAUUCUACUCAGCCUGGGUUAUCGACUUGAUCAGAAUCAAGUUCGUACCGACUGGAAAGAUUGUGAGACUGACUUCCAAUACAUAUAUCACCGCUUGAAAACGCUCAAACAGCGAGCCGAUAACCUUAUGCAAGCCAUGACGGGCCUUGCUUCUAUUGCCGGGAACCGCCAGAAUCUCGAGGAGGCAAAACGCGUCAAGCGGCUUAAUCUGCUCGCACUGUUCUUCAUUCCUCUUGCAUACACAUCCUCUCUAUUCAGCAUGCAAGAAAGCUACGCGCCCGGUAAUAACAAGUUCUGGGUUUACUGGGUCAUUGCCAUUGGUGCGGUUUUGUUCACGGUCGUGGCGACGUGGGCGCUUGACAGCGCGUUCUUGGAUGAUUCCGCGCAGUGGAAAUUACCUAGGCCCCUUAAACCCUUCAAACGGAAAAUAUCGAGUUUGUUCUCGAGUGAAUCGGAUCGCUCUACGGAUUGA
This is a messenger RNA of Westerdykella ornata, 1515 nucleotides long. RefSeq lists its product as uncharacterized. Bases 1 to 1515 code for a protein of 504 amino acids. The record is from RefSeq and is a predicted model, not a curated record. Lineage: Eukaryota; Fungi; Ascomycota; Dothideomycetes; Pleosporales; Sporormiaceae. Gene Ontology annotation, cellular component: membrane. Gene Ontology annotation, molecular function: metal ion transmembrane transporter activity. The transcript has 2 exons. Gene Ontology annotation, biological process: transmembrane transport; metal ion transport.